This is a messenger RNA of Schistocerca piceifrons (Central American locust), 1068 nucleotides long. RefSeq lists its product as uncharacterized. Bases 1 to 1068 code for a protein of 355 amino acids. NCBI's taxonomy places the organism in Eukaryota, Metazoa, Arthropoda, Insecta, Orthoptera, Acrididae. The transcript has a single exon. The record is from RefSeq and is a predicted model, not a curated record.
AUGGGAAAAACGCAAAUAUUGGAGAAAUGCAAGUAUGAGAGAAACGCAAAUGUGGGCAAGACGCAAAUGUGGGCAAGACGCAAACGUGGGCAAGACGCAAACGUGGGCAAGAUGCAAACGUGGGCAAGACGCAAACGUGGGAAAGACGCAAACGUGGGCAAGACGCAAACGUGGGCAAGACGCAAAUGUGGGCAAGACGCAAAUGUGGGCAAGACGCAAAUGUGGGCAAGACGCAAAUGUGGGAAAGACGCAAAUGUGGGAAAGACGCAAAUGUGGGAAAGACGCAAAUGUGGGAAAGACGCAAAUGUGGGAAAGACGCAAAUGUGGGAAAGACGCAAAUGUGGGAAAGACGCAAAUGUGGGAACGACGCAAAAGUGGGAACGACGCAAAAAUGCGAACGACGCAAAAAUGCGAACGACGCAAAAAUGGGAACGACGCAAAAAUGGGAACGACGCAAAAAUGGGAACGACGCAAAAAUGGGAACGACGCAAAAAUGGGAACGACGCAAAAAUGGGAACGACGCAAAAAUUGGAACGACGCAAAAAUUGGAACGACGCAAAAAUUGGAACGACGCAAAAAUUGGAACGACGCAAAAAUUGGAACGACGCAAAAAUGGGAACGACGCAAAAAUGGGAACGACGCAAAAAUGGGAACGACGCAAAAAUGGGAAUGACGCAAAAAUGGGAACGACGCAGAAACGGGAACGACGCAGAAACGGGAACGACGCAGAAACGGGAACGACGCAGAAACGGGAACAACGCAGAAACGGGAACGACGCAAAAACGGGAACGACGCAAAAACGGGAACGACGCAAAAAUGGGAACGACGCAAAAACGGGAACGACGCAAAAACGGGAACGACGCAAAAAUGGGAACGACGCAAAAACGGGAACGACGCAAAAAUGGGAACGACGCAAAAAUGGGAACAACGCCAAAAUGGGAACAACGCCAAAAUGGGAACAACGCCAAAAUGGGAACAACGCCAAAAUGGGAACAACGCAAAAAUCGGAUAAUCGCAAAAUGGGAAAAUCAUAAAAUUGGGAAAAUCAUAAAAAUGGGAAAAUCAUAA